GGCAGGCUGAGGACCUACACACUUCACCCAACAAGAGUCAAGGACUGUUUGAACAAAGACACUGGAAGGACAGAGAGUUUGACUUGGGCUGAGAGAUAUAAGACUGGGCAUGACGGUGCGGGCCAAGCAGAGGGUGUAGCCACAUCUGGCAGAGCGCUGAAGUAAGCAGGAGCCUCGACACACCAAACCAACUACUGCAGUCGGGGAAAGAUGGGAGAGACAGAGGAGGAUAAUGUGGGAAAGCUGUUUGAGGACUUUGUCCAGGCCUCAACCUGCAAGGGAACGCUGCAGGCCUUCAACGUCUUAUGUAGAAAAUUGGACCUCGACCCUGCAGAUAACAGCACCUUCUACAGUAGCCUGAGGGCAAAGGUCACCACUUGGAAGGCCAAAGCACUGUGGACUAAACUAGAUAAGAGGAUGUGCCAUAAGGAAUACAAGAAAGGACAAGCCUGCAUGGGUACCAAAUGCCUUAUCAUUGGAGGAGGUCCCUGUGGCCUACGGACAGCCAUUGAGCUUGCCUUGAUGGGUGCCAAAGUUGUGGUAAUUGAGAAGAGAGACUCCUUCUCCAGGAACAAUGUGCUGCACCUUUGGCCCUACACUAUCCAUGACCUGCGGGGCCUCGGGGCCAAAAAGUUUUACGGCAAAUUCUGUGCGGGGGCCAUAGACCACAUCAGCAUUCAGCAACUACAGCUCAUCCUUCUGAAGGUUGCCCUCAUUGUCGCUGUUGAGUUUCACAUCAAUGUGGAGUUUGUCAAGCUGCUGGAGCCUCAAGAGGAAUCAGAAAAUGAAGGGAUUGGGUGGAGGGCUGGAAUCCGACCUGCUGAUCACCCCGUGGCUAACUUUGAGUUUGAUGUUGUGGUGGGGGCUGACGGACGCAGGAAUACUCUGGAAGGUUUCAAAAGGAAGGAGUUCAGGGGUAAACUGGCAAUUGCCAUCACAGCAAACUUCAUCAACAGAAACACCACUGCCGAGGCCAAAGUGGAGGAGAUCAGCGGAGUGGCCUUCAUCUUUAACCAGAAGUUCUUUCUUGACCUCAAAGAGGAGACAGGUAUUGAUUUGGAGAACAUUGUGUACUACAGAGACAACACGCAUUACUUUGUAAUGACAGCCAAGAAACAGAGCCUGCUGGACAAGGGAGUCGUCAUUAACGAUUACAUAGACACCCAGAUGCUGCUGUGCAAUGAAAACGUCAACCAGGAAGCUCUUCUGUGCUACGCCCGAGAGGCUGCUGACUUUGGCACCAACUACCAACUUCCCACGCUGGAUUUUGCCAUAAACCACUAUGGUCAGCCAGAUGUAGCAAUGUUUGACUUCACUAGCAUGCACGCCUCAGAGAACGCUGCUCUGGCCAGGGAGAGAUAUGGGCACCAACUGCUCGUUGCACUGGUUGGCGACAGUCUGCUAGAGCCCUUCUGGCCCAUGGGGACAGGUUGUGCCAGAGGCUUCCUGGCUGCCUUUGACACAGCCUGGAUGGUAAAGAGCUGGGCUGAGGGUCAGACUGUUCUGGAGGUGCUGGCAGAGAGGGAAAGCAUUUACAGACUACUUCCGCAGACAACACCUGAAAACAUUGCCAAAAACUUUGAUCAGUACACCAUAGACCCUGGGACACGAUACCCCAACCUCAACUCCUCCUGUCUCAGGCCUCACCAGGUGCGUCACUUAUACAUCAGCGGAGAGCUGAAAUCCUGCUCUCUGGAGCGUGCUGCUACCAUACGCAGACCUGUCAAUCUCUCCAGACGAGAGUCUGAGAUUAGACCAUCGAGGCUUCUUACCUGGUGCCAGAAACAGACGGAGGGCUACAGGAAUGUGACGAUCACAGAUCUGACAUCUUCUUGGAAAAGUGGCAUUGCCCUGUGUGCCCUCAUCCACAGGUUCAAACCGCAGCUGAUAGAUUUCGAUUCAUUAAAUGAGGAAGACCAGGCUGAAAACCUGCAGCUGGCUUUUGACAUCAGUGAGCGGGAAUUUGGGAUCCGUCCAUUCACGUCUGGGAAGGAGCUGAGUGCUGGUGAGGAUCUGGACAAGACCAAGAUGAUCACCUACCUGUCCAAAUUCUAUGAGCUGUUCCGAGGCACACCUUUACCUGCAUCAGGUUCCAGAGGAGUAGAUGAAAACAAUGAAGAUUAUCCAUCUAAGGAAGUCAGAAGUAAUAAUAAUGUGCUCAAUCUUGCACUGCACAGGAAACGAGUACCAAAGGAUGAGAAGAAGUCGGAUGGUACAGACCCCAUUUACAAAAGGAGGCGAAAAUUCUGCAGUUAUUUGGAGGAGGCCACCAAUCUGUCCAGUAACAGCUCCCCAGUGCAAGAAGGACAGGAACCAAAGGAGAACAAAGUGCGCUCCAUGGCUUCUCAAUUACAGGCCAAGUUUGAAAGUACACCUAGUUACACCGUACGGAAACAGUCCGACUGUGAGAGGUCGUCCCUCCGUACUCUUGACCUGACCGAGAAUCAUCACAUUAAACUCGGGCCUCCGCCAGUCCCACCUAAACCUCCUCCUGAGAAACAGUUUGAAGCCCGUAUCAGAAAUGUAGCAAAGCAGUUAGUCCGCCUGCCACCAAAGACUCUGCCCAAACCCCAGUUCCAGCCUCCGUCCCAGUUUUCUGUCGUGAAACUCAGACAUGUGGAACAAACACUUGCUGAGACCAAGCCUCCACCUGAGAGUGUGGACUCUCCUGCCUCUUCUCUCUCCUGCCACUCAGCUGUCCUUUUCAUGUCAAGAGUACUCCAGCGCCUCAAGGAGGUGGACGAGCAAGUCUCCGAGAAAAAAGCUCAGACACAACAGACUAGAGAGUUUCACUCAAAAAGUAUAAAGGAAAAAGCAGUUCACCUCAGUGGGUUGUUCUCAGGAGACAGCUCUGCUUUACUCAAGAACGACUCGGUGCGAAGGGUGUUCCCCCAGUCCGGCGACAAGUGUCAUUCAUGCGAGAAGCGUGUUUAUAUGGUGGAGAAGGUUUGUGCUGAGGGGCUCUACUUCCACAGGGAGUGUUUUCGCUGUACCACCUGCAAUUCUGCCCUGCGCCAGGGAGCACAUGCCUUCGACUCACAAGAGGGGAAACUGUACUGUAAACUUCACUUUGAUCAACGUAACAAUGGGACAACCAUACGCAGGAAUCUAUCUCUACGCUCAAAUCGUUACGGAGGUGGAGUUCAGGAGCAAUGUGCUGCAGAUGGAGACAUUUCCUCCAGCAGUACAGCAGACUUGCAGAGUCAACCUGCAGCAGGUACCUUCAGCUCCUUCAUAAGGAAAAAGCUUAGCUGGCCGCUGAGUGUGACUCGCAUGGUUUGUAACGCCCCCAAGCAUCUGUUUCACCGUGUGCGUAAGACAGCGCAGGCCGUUGCUGGUCACCUUAGGGACAACACCCAGGACUACAUAGACCUGUAUGAGCUAAUGAGCCUGAGUUUACCCCUGCUGCUCGUGUUACAAGAGGUUCUGCUGCAGAUGUACGCAGAGGCUAUGCCUGACGAGCCGAGCUCUUUUCAGCCUCUACUGCUGUGGCUGCAGGAGCAUAUCGGCCAAAGGCUGAUCUAAAACCUCAACUGUUAAUUGUAAACCUUGAACAUUACUCCAAACGCCAUUAUAUCUGUGGCCACGGUGCACAGUAGCUGGAGUGUUCUUGUCAUUAUCUUUUUGUAGCUGUGCACAAGCACCUUUUUGAUGUUUACUUGUCUUUUCAUGAUGAUACUAGUUUUGUUCUCAGUGUGUUUUAUGUUUUGCAUCAGCCAAAACACUGUAGGUUGCACAUAACUUUGCAAUUUACUACAGGGGUGGAGGAGAUUUGUUGAAUAUUAACCAAAGAAUUUUGGUUUAAUGGGGAACCUGUACAGUAGGGUUAAAAUAAGUUAAACAAAUAGAUUUAAAGUAGUCAAACUGCAAAUAAAUACCUUUUUCAUAGAGUAAAACAGGCCACAGUCUGCGCAUGAAAGACUUAAGACUGCUGAAAUCAUCAUUGCUGUAAAACCGAUCCUGCAGUUAAACUUGCUUUACUCAGGUCUUUACGACUGACUAACUUUGUGCACUUUAUGUUUGGGAACUGCCCUGUGGAUGGAGCAGCAAACUGUCACAUACAGUGAGACUGGUGUCAUGUUAAGGCUGAACAUCUGGCACGUUUUAUUUUAUGCUCCUACUAUAUGUUUGGUUUUUUUAAUAUACAUAUACGCAGGUAUGUGUGUUUUACGCACAUGUUUAUUUUUUUUAAUUAUAUUUACUCUACUCUGACCACUCAUUAACUGUUUCUUCAUAUUUGUGUAUGGAUGAUUCUCAAAUAAUCCCUCAGAGGUUCGGAUACUGUGGACUCCUCUCCUAUUUAGUUCUACUUUGCUGCCAUCUACUGUUGACUCUCAGAAAAACAAUGAAGGCAAAAAAAACAAGCAGAUACCCCACCCUCUCAAUUUGUGUAUAACAUGUCAAAGUAAAUUAAAUUAAUUUUAAAAUAGUUGAUUUCAUAGAUUGGAUUUACUGUAGACAAUAGGCACUGGUGAGUGUGUUGCGAUGUGUUUGUAUGUAUUUGCCACUCUGCCUUAAUUUUAAAGCAUGUUGUUGAAAGAUCAACUGCAAACCUCUUUGACUGGAAGACAUGCGGUUGCUUCCUAUUGAGAUAACAUCACUUUCUGUUAGUGCUGUUUAAUUUAAAAAUAUCUGUAAAUAAAUGUUUGCAAUAAACAUCAGGCAGUUUUUAAAGUGUUUACAGUAUGAUAUGCAGUAAUAUGUUUGUUUUGCUCUCAGCUACCUAAUUUUACAUGUUGAAUUACUGAAUCUGAUACAUGUUGUUAAGAAGGAGAUGCAUAACUGGUUUACAGUGCAGCAUAGGUGAAAAACAUGUUUUGAAAUGCCAAACAGCUGUUUUUUAUACACAGAUUGUAAUUAUAGAACAUAAAAGUUAUACAUUUACAACAAGACAUCAGUCAUGUAGACUGUAAUCUGUACAACGGUGCCAACAACAAUAUUGCUUCUUUUUUAUGAA
Molecule: messenger RNA, 4957 nt
Organism: Scomber japonicus (chub mackerel)
Lineage: Eukaryota; Metazoa; Chordata; Actinopteri; Scombriformes; Scombridae
Gene: mical2a
Product: microtubule associated monooxygenase, calponin and LIM domain containing 2a
Exons: 22
Coding region: 211-3525 (1104 amino acids)
Molecular function (GO): protein binding; FAD binding
Source: RefSeq, a predicted model, not a curated record